AUGCCUCAGAAUUCCAAUCAACCUUAUGAGGGUUGUCGGCUAGACGAACAAUUUCAUCAGAUGGAGGCAGAAAAAAGAUACCACACGCGCUACAGAACUUCAAAAAGAGUUGGAAACAAAUAUUCAUUGACACUGAAGAGUGUCGAGGAAACAGCGCUGUUGGGAAUCUGUUCAGAUUUUGUUGCCCCCUUGCUGGGUCCAAAAAGGUUACUAGAUCGACCUUUCUUCUCUGCCACAUGCAGAAACUCCGGAUUUACACUAUUUGUAAUGAUAACGCAGUCCUUAUCAAAGACAGAGUCUGGAGAACCGGCACGGUCUAUGCCCAUCAGCGAGUCACAACACCUCAUUCUUUUCCCAUUACUAGCAAGGAAGAGAAAAUCAAAGCCGACAAGAAGCACAACCAUAAAUCAAAACAUUGCCAAUAUGCAAGAAAGAGGCAGGAAGCGUCGAGUCAUUGUCUCAAGUCUUUGCACUGCACCCGGAUGGGAUGCCGGGCAGGCUCUCCAGUGCUUCCUUACAGCUCAAGCAACUGCCAAAGCGUUGUUCAAAUCAGAUGGAUCAAUAUUCUGGAUCUCAAGGGCUCUAGCUUUGAUGAAAGUGACCAAGCAAGGGGGUAUCACAUCGGACAAAACACUGGACAACAAGCUGCAGUUGGAUCGACUUCUUCCAAUGCGUACAGUUUUGAAAUGUAAGAGUAUUCGUUUUUGUCUUGGGACUAUAAUACAAGCACUUUCUAUUGCUGUUGUUGAUGCUGUUGUGAUCUGGAGGCCCAUAACACACGGAUGGGGUUAA
Molecule: messenger RNA, 792 nt
Organism: Hyaloscypha bicolor E
Lineage: Eukaryota; Fungi; Ascomycota; Leotiomycetes; Helotiales; Hyaloscyphaceae
Exons: 3
Coding region: 1-792 (263 amino acids)
Source: RefSeq, a predicted model, not a curated record